AUGAGCCCUAUACUGCCAGACGAUGAGGUCAAUCACUUCAAGGCCAUACCAUGGUGCGCCAAACAUCUCGAUAGGCCCGGCCUUGUCAUUACACCCGCGUUCAGCAGGGUGCCCGGACCCCGCUUUCACGACGCGCUGUUAUCCGAGACGCUGAAGACGGAAGACACGAUAAAGGCCUUCACCUGCUUUUAUCCGCGGCCCAAGAGCGAGCGUGAACUCCUCCCAUGGCUGGGGGCGUUCGUGACGCUCGGAAGCAUGGUCAGCGGGUAUCCUGGGGUCUCUCACGGCGGAGUCAUCGCCACCCUCCUCGACGAGACGCUGGGUCUCCUUGCGCCUGGAAGUCGAUGGCGGGCGUACAAAGAAGGUGUGCCGGCUGUCGUGACGGCAUAUCUGAACACCAACUUCCUUGGAAAAGUCAAAAUCCCAGGAACCUAUCUGAUCAUGGUCCGUUUGAAGAAGGCAGAUGGGAGGAAAUUGUUUGUGGACGGGGUCAUGGAGGAUGAGGAAGGCGAGCAGCUGGCUAGAGCCGAGGCACUCUUUGUGGAACUUCGAGAGAAGCUAUAG
Molecule: messenger RNA, 564 nt
Organism: Cryphonectria parasitica EP155
Lineage: Eukaryota; Fungi; Ascomycota; Sordariomycetes; Diaporthales; Cryphonectriaceae
Exons: 1
Coding region: 1-564 (187 amino acids)
Source: RefSeq, a predicted model, not a curated record